This is a messenger RNA of Orbicella faveolata, 5712 nucleotides long. RefSeq lists its product as uncharacterized. NCBI's taxonomy places the organism in Eukaryota, Metazoa, Cnidaria, Anthozoa, Scleractinia, Merulinidae. The record is from RefSeq and is a predicted model, not a curated record.
AUGCCCAAUACCGACUCAACCUCAAACAAGCUGGACACCGUCCUUGCCAAAAUGGACGACUUACUCAGGUCGAGAGACUUACGAGAAACAAAGUUGAAUAGUAUCCUUGAGAAAUUAUCCAGUUUAGAGAGUUCACAGAAAAAAAACGCUGCCGACGUUGAUGCCCUGAAAGACAGCUACUGCUCACUGGAUGCGCAAAUGAUAGAUGUAGAUAAUGAGCUGACUCGCAAAGUGAGUCGUGAAGAAUUAGUGUCAGUUUAUAAGAAGAAGGAGGACCUGGAAAAUAGGUCGAAGAGAAAUAACAUUCUCAUCUGGGAUCUCAAGGAAGGUGCAGAAGCCACACACAAUUCCUUAGAAUAUUUCCUGAGGGAAAUAUUGGUAGUGGAUCCCUUUACUGGCACCAAAAAAAGUACAGUGGCUAGAGGAACAAAGUGGGAAGGGGUCGCCCAAAACUUAAACAAAAUUCAGGAAGUGUACUUCAAAGUUGAUAAGAGGGCAGUCCGUGACCGUUACAACCUCCUUUCAAAGGAGUUGAGAACCAAAUUGAAAACAGAAGAACGAGAGAGUGGAAUCAAAACUGAUAUGACAGAAGUGGAAGUCACACUAAAGGAACUGAUUGAGAAAGAAGAUGCAGCUGAGACAGAACAAAGAGUUGUUGACAACCAGAAGAAGAUGAAAGACAGUCAAGAAAAAGAAAAUGCCGAGAACAUCUGGAAGAAGGCUAUGGAAAGACUUGGACAAACUCAGAAAAGACAAGCUGAUGAGGGAGAAAGCGAAGGCAAAAAAAGGAAGAGAAGGUCAAAUGGCAGUGACACACUAAACUUUCUAAGAGGAAAAAAUGAACAGGUUCAGGCAAUCCAAAAAGAGGAAUUCGGUCUUAGGAGACAGCAGCUGGAGCUUGAGUCCAAGAAACAGGACAAUUUCAUGCAAGUGAUGCUGCAUCAGCAACAGAUGCAGGACUUUCAGGUCAUGAUGGGUAUGCAAACCAAAUGCCAAACUGAUUUGAUGCUAAUCCUUGUUAAUAAGUUAAUGGGGAAGAAGUAAAAUGUUCUCUUGCAAUGUAGUAAACAACUUGGCAACGUUGAGUUUACAGAACUUUGUUUUCACAUGUGAUGCUGCAUCAGCAGCAACGACAACAAAAGCAGAUGCAGGACUUUCAGGCCAUGAUUGGUAUGCAUACAAAAUAAUAAAACGAUUUGAUCCUAGCCCUUGUUUCUAAGUUAGUAGAGAGAAAGUAAAAUGUUCUCUUGCAAUGUAGUAAACAACUUGGCAACGUUGAGUUUACAAAACUUUGUUUCCACAUGUGAUGCUGCAUGAGCAGCAACAACAAAAGCAGAUGCAGGACUUUCAGGCCAUGAUUGGUAUGCAUGCAAAAUGAUUUGAUGCUAGUCCUUGUUUAUAAGUUAGUAGAGAAGAAAUGUUUAAUUGCAAUGCAAUAAACUGGGAAACAUUUGAGUUUACAAAACUUUGCUUUCACGUGUUUUGAUCUGAUUGUUUGUUAAUAUUUUACACAGAAACAAAUUAAUGCCCUAAGGAGGAAGUAGGGUACCCGUAGUGCUAGCACUCCCAAAUUUCUUCUUUUUUCAAAGACAUGGUUACAAGCCAGGUAGGAUUACCCUGGCACAAGGGUAACCCUAGCUGAGCACUAGCGGUUACCGUAGCACCAGAUUAACCGUACCUGGCUUGUAAACCCUCUGCUAGGGAGAAGUCCUUUACCUGGGACAACUUUAUUUGUGCUCCAAGAAUUGAAAUAUGAAAAGAAAAAAAUUGUGACUUAAGAAAGAUUUAUAAAUUCAAAACCUGUUUCAGUUUUGCUUUGGGUAGAGAAAAUUUCUAACAACAGCUUUUAGUGACAAAAUAUUCCCAGUCAUGUUUGUUGCUACUGUUGCUGAAAUAUUUGAAGAACUGAUCAACUACGUAAUUCAAGUGACAAUAGUAUUUGGCAAUAGAAUUAUUAUUGUUUGCUAGUGAUAUUUACCAGGUUAACUAAAGUGUGAUAGGACAGAGUUGUCCUGGGUACCAGGGUAACCCAACUUCAUUCUACCUGUACACUCAGGCAAUCUUCGAUCUUCUCGUUAGGGUACUCCUAGCACUUGCCUGCUUGCAGAAAGGGCCUAAAUGAGGUUAUUUAAAAUAGUUCACAAUGUCCCCAAAAAGCCACCCUACUGAUUCACACACAGUACUCAUGGAGGAGUUGAAGGCUUGCAUGGCAGGGGUUAGAACUGCACUUCUGAAGGGAGCCUGGAGAUGGAUGUGUAGAGGGUAGGCAGGGUUACCCUAAAGGCACAUGGCUUGACCAGUUGGAGAAAAUGCAUACCGCUGCAGAUCAUUGAGCAGGCCAAAAUCUGCCAACAUCCCAGCAUCGGGCUUUCUUCCUUCUGGAAUAAAAUUGGUAACCAAAUUAAUGAACAUUCAGAUUAGUCAGAAACCUGAUAGGUCUCCACCAAGUUUUAUUUGGGGUGUGUGUUGCACUUCUUAAGACCCUUACCGUACCUUAAUUUAGACCUUACCUAACCUGAAGGUCAGUCUCUUAACCAUUGGGGCUAAGGCUAUAGGGUCAGGGAUUACUGAGAUUUUGGUCUAGACCUGACCAUGUUUUGGACCAGACCCCACCCAGGGAUCAGAAACAUUGAAGCCUUGAAACAGGUUACAAAGGCAUCCUUGUGUUUUUAACAAAUACUAAUUGGGUUCGUGUAAUUAACUGUUAUGAACCACAAGCAAUAAAUCUUACCUACAGGACCAUACCAGUUGUCCAAUGCUGCACCUUUGUCAGAGAUAGCAACUGCAUAUCUCUCAAGGCUUACAGGGUCAAGAAUUGUGUUGUUCCACUGCGUGAUUCUGUGUCCUUGUGUAUUGUAAAUUUAAUCCAAAACAAUGUUAUAAAUCAUGCUUAGUUCCGGUUCUGGUCGGCCAAAACGAGGGACUAAAUCAGAAUAGCAACAAGGGUAGGUCAGUAGUCUUAAAAGCACACAGAGACCUUCAAUUCCAGGAGCUGUCAUACCUUGAUGGCAAACAAACGUUUCGGGAAUAUCGAGUGCUUCCACAAGUAGUGGAAUUUCAGUUUUCCUAAAGCGAAAUUCGGCUUUGCAUUCUGUAUCAUCCAUCGCGUCCAUGUCAAAUAGUUCGUACUGUUCAUAUGGAAAUUCUGGAUUCUUGGAAAAAUGUUCUUGAUACAGCACAAAAAAAUCAUCUUCGUCUAUAGUGCCAUCGUUAUAGCUAUCUAAAAGAAGAUUUCUGGCAUCUUUGUAGGACGUCAUUACAGAAAGUAUCGGCGUCGCCGUCCUACACGAAAAUACAGAUUCUUAAGUAUUUUGUAUUUGGCGGGAAUGACGGGGCCAGGCCUAGUCUCGCUUGUCCAAGGCUGUCCCUGUCCUAGCUUCCCGUCCUUGUUUCCUAAGGUCCCUACUGAGGUGACGAGGGCCCAUCAAAUGAAUGUCAACCAAUGAGCCACAGAGGCAAACACCUCUCCAGUUAGGCUGAUUGAUAUCUAUCCUUUGAGGUAUUCUGACAAAGUUCAAAUUCUUAAAGUCGCUGUGAAUGCUUUGAAGGACAAUCCCUUUCUGGGCAGUCAGAUUUUUAUUUCUGAUGAUGUCUCAAAGAACAUGUGUAAAGAUCGAGCAAGCUUCAAAAAGACUAUCUCAUGGGGAUUAAAGAGAGAAGUGAUGUCAAAUUUGCAUUCAUACCUUGUUGGUACCGGCACAAAUUUUGUUCAAAAUUAAAAUCUUUCAAGUUUCCGGAUGAGGUAGGCAGGUGUGGUCCUUUGCCUUGCAGAUCUUCUGGGAACUUGCUGACCAGGUGUUGGGGUUGCUCUGUUGGUUGUUGGGACUUGUGGUUGGCUAUUGGCUACACAGGGCGAAGUGAUUGUAGUUGUAUGAUGACGGUUAAUUGUGAAGUCGUCAUCCUCUAAUUCCAGAGCAUCCACUUCUCUAUGUCUGUCCUCCUGCUGGACGAAUAGCUUGACAUGUCAUGUGUUUCGCCUGUGCUGCUUCCCCUGUCCAUCCUCAAUAAUGAUUUGAGUGCCAUGCAUCUUUACGAUUUUCAUGGGGUUUCAGUAGAACUUUGUGGAAUAUUUGUUGGUGUGCCUCUGUGACUAAUACAAAAUCAUCUAUCUUGAGGUUUCUCUUGGAUGCGUUGGUAGGGUGAAGAGCAUCUGUGCUGGCUUUGAUUUUUUUCUCAUCAAGCUGGAUGCCAUUGGCUGAGGUAAUGCGUCUGAAGGCAUUGAUCUGUGGUACGGCGAAAGAGCAUUUAGGUAGUUUGAGAGUGAUACCACUGUCUGCUAGGCACAUCUAAAUGUUGUCUAAGAUAUUAGCAGUUCCUGGAAUUUCUCUGACGAGGUCACGAAUAAAUUUGUGACAAUGGCUGUGGCCGCACUAAGAAAGUUAACUGGGUUUAUUUUUUAGAAACCUGGUUAAAAAUUCUAAACAACUCAACGCAGUUAAAGGUUGGUUAUAAUAAAAUAAUGGGGUUAUAUUUUAGGAGCGGCCGCACUGAAAUGGGUUAUGAAGUGAGUUAACUCGAUUGAUGUCACGAGAUUAACCAACAAAAUGGCAGACUUCGAGGACCAUGUUAUAUUCUCGAUUCUUUUUCUUUGUUUUCAUUUCCUUUCUCUCCACUCAUGGCUAAGGCAGUCCCUCUUCCUUCUAAUGUGCACUACGCAAAUUUCUAAAGCAGUUCUUUGAAACAUGAUGUUAAUUUCGCGUAGACGUCAGGAUGUUCUCCAUCGCCAUCAAAUGAAUUGUCCUCGAGUCUGGGUAUAUCCGAGAGACCAGCGAUGGUUUGGGGAAAUCCAUAGAAAUCCUGCCAUGCAUGGCUUUUUUAGAGAGCACUUUCGAAUGAGCUUAAACUCCUUUCAAGCCCUUUGUCGUAUUCUGUUGCCAUGUAUGGCAAAAAGAAACACUCGCUUCCGUGCAGCGGUACUGACAUGAAAGCGUGUGGCAAUUGGAUUGUGGCAUCUAGGAACUGGAGAAAGUUAUCGCUCUACAUCUAUUACGUUUGGUGUAGGAAAAUGCACUGUGCUUAACUUUAUUCACGAAUUCAUUCGUACCCUGUUUCACGUCAGAGAAGAUUACAUUUCUUUUCCAUCCAAUGGAAGGGAAUUAGGAAACGUAAUGAACAAAUUUGAAUUAAAAUAUGGCCUACCCCAAGUUGCAGGCGUUACUGAUGGGAGCCAUGUAAAAAUUAAAGCCCCUCAAGAAGAUCACAAAGCAUAUUAUAACCGAAAGCAAUGUUAUUCGAUUGUUCUACAGGGAGCAACUGACUCAGGAAGUGUUCAUGAUGCAAGGAUUUUUUGUUGAAGCAAACUUUUCAGGCAAAUUUCUUCGGGUGAUAUAAUGGAAGGGACUAGGGUCAUCAACAAUGUAAACGUGAGGCCAUAUUUGAUUGGGGACACUGCCUACCCCUUUUGUCCUAACCUCAUGACAGCCUACCACAGCGGAUGCUUAACCCCCGGCACAACAAAGGUUUAACAAGGUGCUGAUGAAGCUACGCGUUGUCGUGGAAAGAGCUUACGGAAAGUUAAAGAUGCAUGGGCGAUGCAUUCUAAAGGAAUGAGAGGACAACACAAAGAGUCGCAGAAGUCACACUAGCUUGCUGCAUUUAACAAAAUUUCCAUAUCAUCAUGGAAGACAAUUUCGAUGAUUCUGAUGAGGAUGAAAGCAGUCUAAUCUACUAUUUCUUUAGCUUUUGCAAUUUUAUUUUUGCAGAGCCCCACUG